Molecule: messenger RNA, 7300 nt
Organism: Maylandia zebra (zebra mbuna)
Lineage: Eukaryota; Metazoa; Chordata; Actinopteri; Cichliformes; Cichlidae
Gene: plekhf2
Product: pleckstrin homology domain containing, family F (with FYVE domain) member 2
Biological process (GO): endosome to lysosome transport; endosome organization
Cellular component (GO): early endosome
Molecular function (GO): metal ion binding; phosphatidylinositol binding
Source: RefSeq, a predicted model, not a curated record
GCGCUGCCAUGUUGUUGUUGUAUUUUCUGGGCAGCGGCGGAGUUUCCAGCUGCUGUAGCUGUCUGCGGACGCGGUGGGUAGUUUCGGUGGGGGAGGCACUGCUUUAAUCACUCUAUUUGGAUUACAACCGAGCUUCAAGUAACAGCAAAAGUUGCCGGACAACAGGAGCUGCCGUCGGGUGAGGUGAAGAUGGUGGACCGGCUUGCGAACAGCGAGGCCAACUCCAAGCGGAUUGCGGUGGUUGAGAGCUGCUUCGGCGCUGCAGGUCAGCCACUGGCCAUCCCAGGCCGUGUGCUGAUUGGUGAGGGUGUUCUCACUAAACUCUGCCGAAAGAAGCCAAAGGCACGGCAGUUCUUCCUCUUCAACGACAUCUUGGUUUAUGGUAACAUCGUCAUUCAGAAGAAGAAGUACAAUAAGCAGCACAUCAUCCCUCUGGAGAGCGUCACCAUCGACACAGUGCCAGAUGAAGGCGACCUGCGCAAUGGCUGGCUCAUCAAGACGCCCACCAAGUCUUUCGCUGUGUAUGCUGCUACUGCCACCGAGAAGUCCGAAUGGAUGAACCACAUAGGGAAAUGUGUCGGAGACUUGCUGCAGAAGAGUGGCAAGUCCCCUACAGGAGAGCACGCGGCUGUAUGGGUGCCCGACUCAGAGGCCUCUGUGUGCAUGCGCUGCAAGAAGGUGAAGUUCACGCCAGUCAGCCGCCGCCACCACUGCAGGAAAUGUGGAUUUGUGGUCUGUGGGCCGUGCUCAGAGAAGAAGUACCUCCUUCCUAGCCAGUCGUCCAAACCAGUUCGUGUCUGCGAGCACUGCUACGAGCAGCUGACAUCCGUAAACCAGGCACGCUCAGACUCCAUCACUCGGCCGGGGUCAAAGUUCCACAGCAACAACCUCUCGGACGAUGACGACGAUGACGACAGCAGUGACUGAGGAAGGUCCGAUCCUCCCAACGGUCUGUCCAUCUCUCUGCCGUGGAGGAAGUACUCUGCUGAUUACAUUUUUUGUGUUUUCCAUCCUUGUGAUUGAAUCAUGAUCCACCAAGAGAGGAAUUCUGGAUUAAUUCAUUAAUUCACUUCGGAGUUCUGGUCUCAUCAACAAACCAAAAUGUUUUACCCUUUUCUAUGAAUCCAGCAGGGAUAAAUACUUUCCUGAACGCAGUGAUUAAUCAGUCACUUGAGAAACUGCCUGGGUGACCAGCAGCACUUUGAGAUAAAGUUUUGACUGUUCAUCACAGCCCUUCUCCCUUCCCUCUUAAUUAGCUUCAGUUAGUCACUACAGAAAACAAAGGUGCUAAUGAGAGACUUGCCCUCUGCUCUAUACUCAGCUUAAGUUAAUUUCUUCUUCUUUCUUUCUUAUUUUUGUCCGUGCUCUCUCCAUGGACCUAAACAAGGUAACUGCUUGUAAUUUCUGCAGGGAAAAGCAAAUGUUUGGGCUGUAGCCUGUCUUUGGUUUUCUUUCAGGUAUUUCACCAAACAGGACUUUAUUAUAACAGAAUUCUGCACUAUUUUUGUAAAUUGGACUCCAGCAAAAUGAAAAGUUUCCCUUUUAUAAAUAUCUAUUGUGCUAAACGCAGAGCUUUUUCUAAUCUACUAUAGCUGCUUUUGACAAAUCAACUAAAGCUUGUCUCACGAUGAGCGAUUGUUUCUCUUUUAACAACCACGUAUGAGUUUUCUUAGAGGCUGCCCCCAAGCUUACUCUGCCUUCUUCUAUACCCUCACAUAGUGCCUUGUAGAAAACUCAGCUUAGCCUUCAGCAAGCAGAAAGGUUAUUAGAUAAUAAAACAAGACUGCAAAAAACAGCGACUUCAUGAUAGGUUGACUCUGAAACACAUUAUAGAGGGUAGGGUUGUUGUUUGGUUUUGUGUGAAGACCAGGGCGAUUAUAGACCAGGGAUCAGAUGAGAACGGUUCAAUUUGUUCCUAGAAACACUUGAAAGUCACUUAAACCAGCCAUCCAAUCUUGUAAGGGCAGUCACCGGCUUUUCCAUUUAGCUGCUAGUGGGCAAUUUUUACCUAGAGGAACCUAAUUGCCUUGUUUCCACAUUGUGUUAAAAACCAGAGGAUGAAUGGAAAGUAUUGGUGAUCAACAUUCUCUCUCUCACACACACACACCUUUCAACAGAUGGCUUGUGUGGACCUGUGUUCCAGACGAGGCUGAUUGAACGCUAGUUGAGAGGUUGCUUUAGACCUUGUGAAAAUCUUUUGUAGCCGACCAUGGCUGGGAAAUCUAGUUAGACUUCUAUCAAACACCCCAUUGCUUAUCAAAUAAUCUAAAGUUUACCUUCAGAAAUAAAUAACUAGCCAGCCAAAUAUACUCUGAUUCUGAAUAUUGAUUAAAUAAAGCACACAUUACUUUGCAGUGCUGGGCUGAUAUGUUCAUUUGUUCCCAAAAAGCUGUUGCACUGACCCCGCCUGUGAGUAAUUAUACAGCAUUUCCCACAUAUUUUAAUUCCAUUUUGGCUCCAUUGUCCAUCCAUGAUAAACAAUACCCUUCAUAAAGGGCCCUUUUUGAAAUAUUUUAAUCAGCAAGUACCCUGUGAUACAUAAGUAAUUGAGCGUUACACUCACCUGCAUCUCCAAUGAGUCUUUCAUCCUCUUUAGCUGCUAGGCCCUGUUCUGCUCGGCAGCUGAGCUCAGAGUUUGAGACGCAAAAAGCAUUACAGCUUCAAACAACCGUAGUUCUAGGGUUUGCAGCAGAAGAUCUCCAGUUGUCAGAUGGAGUACAGGGCAGUGGUGCUAGAAUCCAAGAACUCAAGCAAAGUAAUGACCUCCAAGUCCAACACAAUGCCAAGAUGGCCAAAAUAGCGUCUUGAGUAACGUGAGAUUAGAAGGCCUUGGGGACUGAACUUUUAAAAUAAGGUCAUGGUGUUAUCAGCUACCAAAUCAGUCAUGGAUCGUGGUGUUCCUUCAAACAGACUGCAAAAAUAAAAUCUGCUAAACCAAGUUGCAAAAUAUUCUUGUGGGGCUGUUAAGUCUUUGCUAUAACUUUAAUGUCACAUUAUAACAAAAGACAAAAAUUGGUAAAACAUGAAGUUGCUAGAGUGGGUAAAGACAAAGAAUUGAAGUUUUUUGCACCUGGUUGGGUUUUGUUAGCUGUAGGUUAUUUUUAUCUUUGUGUUAUACAAACGGAUCCGAUUAAUGUAAUACCUCACAGAGAGGUAGCAGCAAGCAGUAGUUUGGAUUCUGUUUGCAAUACGAUUGUUUAACACUCAGCUAAUGCCUCCAGUGAAUGACUGAAUGAAAUGAAAUGCAGUAAUAAGGAAGUUUUAGGGCCUGGUGUGUGUUUUUCUUUUCUUGCACAACUGUGUGUGAACCAUAGGUUGUGAAAUUCCUACCUGCUCAGCAGCUUAGCAGGUUUUCUGGAAUGAACAUCAGGAAAUCGGCAUGUUGUCUUCCUGUCACUUGCCCUUUACUGUGCUGCUCUUUUACGUCGGAGGGAAAUACUGUGUCAUAAAACAAACACACCUCUUUUGAACUCUGCCAACACAAGCGACCAUAACAGUCUGUCCAUCUUUCUUUCCUUCCUUCCUUCCUUGUGUACUUGCUUCCUUUUUCAGUACCAUCACUUCUCCAUGGAAACCACAGCUUGUAGAUCAUGUGACACAGUGUGUGUGUGAAUUAAGUCAUGUGAUUGGGUACUGAACAAGGAACUGAAAAAAAAUACUCCUUUGGGGAAUUGACUACCUUCUACAGCCUGCAGAGAACUCAGGUUCAGUUCGCUUACCAGAUGUUCAUGUUAUCAGUUUCAGUGCGAGUUUCUGUUCUCGGUGAGUCCUGUGAAGAGUUUCAUUCCUCAGACCAACAUUUUCAAAUAAACAGCACUCAAAGUUGACUCUGAACUCCGCAGGAUCAUUAAUUUCUCGGUAUUUAUGACCCAAGCUUGUACUCAGAUACUCGUCAGUCUGCUUCUCUGCUGGCUCAUUCUGUGCUGUUGGAGGUCUCAGGAUUGUCACUAUUUGUAAAAGUGCACUUGUAGCAUCUAAACCAAGACUGAGUUAGGAUUCUCGUCUGUCCUGUUUCCCUGCGUCACUGCAUGUCUGCUUAGAAAAUCCAACAUUUUUAUCAGAUUGACGCAUCACGCGUCACAUUGACGGGCGUUUACAGUAUUCUUAAGAAAAGAUUUUGAAACUCUGGAAUGUUGACGCGAAUUUUUUUCAGUCACACUAGAAACGCAAGACAUGCAGUACAUGACAGUCAUGUCAUCUGCCAGGAAUGCAUUAGAAUGCCAGGCAUUUUACCUAUUGACAACUCGACUGAACGAGUAAUCUUAACAUAUUGUAUGAACCUAUCGAAGUGUGAAAGCAGGACAUCAGCAGCUUGGAUGAGACUUUUUUUGUUUGUUUUAAAUGAGCUACAGAGUGUAAAGGUCACCAUAAAGUCAGCGUGGACUGCUGCAUUGAUUUCACUAAAGUGCAUCUGUUUGAUCGGCUGACUGAAAAAGUCAAAACACCUCCUACGGGACAGCCUGUCACACCCAGCUCCAUCCAAGCAGACUCUCACUCACGUGAAACUUCAUUUUCACAGACGGGUGAAAGUGUGAACUUGUAUUUUGGAAGUUUUCUUCUUGUUAAAUAGAGCACAUUAACUGCAUCAGGUUUUUUGGAAUGAAACUCACAGGUGUUUGUUUAAAACAAAAGGCAUGGGAUAAGAUGUACAUGAGCACACUGCAGUCAGGACUAGAAACCGAAACCACAGAAGUGAUUUUGCUUUUAUCUGAGAUCAAACGGGAUUGGGAAAACAAGUUUGCGUUGCUUCUAACAAAAGCCGAACCUUUACCUUUAUGUCCAACACCUCUGUGAGUGUCUACAGAUGAUUUCCUUCAUUUUGACUUUCUUUCUACACAGAUAUACGGUAACAGUGCAGCAUUAAGCAUCUCAGUAAACCAGCAGAACAGGAAGAAGAAAGGGAUCAUUUUCUUGUUAUGAUCUUAUAGGUUAAACUUUCUGGUAAUGUUAUAGCGAUAAGAGAAAUGACCAUGUUAAUGAUCACUAACCAGCUGUCCUUUAUACUCACUGUGGCGGUGGUGCUCACGGAGAGACGAUGACGUCACAGUCGAAUCCAGAAGCACAAAGUCCGGCCUCAGGUUUGCUGUGGAUUGCACUCAACAAAGUCGGCACAUGGACUCUGAUCCAGGUUGUUACCAUAUACUGUCAGAUCCACAGCGACUGGACAUUUUCAAAUGAAUCCUCAUGUUGUUUUAAGCCUGUUGAUUUUUGUACAUUUGUACAGAUUUGGGUUGUUUGGGUUGUAAUGUUUUUGUUGUACAGUUCUCAUAAGUUUCUGAAAUGACGCUGUCUCAAGUCUCUUUGUGCUCAGCCCUCCUCUUCGUCCUGUCUGUCACAUGUCAUCAGCAUCUGCAGCUUUGUAAUACGGUUAAAAAACAGAUGGGAACGUUUUGAUGGCCGCCAUGCAGCCACGUGUGUUUUAAGAGAUCCUGCUCCUCAGGACAGGCAACAGCAGCCGGCAAAUAUUAAAUGCACGGUUCAAAGACACCUAGUUCCUGUGUUUUUGGGGGGGUUAUAUGCACUUAAACGGGUCACAAUGCUGAUUUCUUGGUAGUAAAACUUCUAGUAUACAGUACAAAACUAAGGAUUGCAAUAUGUAUUUGUUUUUAAAUGUCUCAUUCCACAGUUUGACUAAAAUUGAAUCAAACUCCAGCCAAAUUCGAUUUUUUUUUUUCACCUCCCAACCUCCCAAACAUAUUGACCAAGAGAAAUGACACAGUCUGAUGCAGACGUAAAAAAAACCCGAUGAGUCAUUACUCCCCCCACAAGAUUGUCUGUACAGUGUGAUCCUGCUGCAGAGUGAACCAUGAACAUAAAAAAACAUCAUCUAAAUCUUGGCUGAUUGAGAAUGUUACACUUAACUGCCUUUUUUUUUUUUUUUUUCCCACUUUUCCAUUUGGCCAGAACUUUUGUGCUGUAAAUUACAGUGUCCAGCUGUUUGUGUGUUCACACUGUGAGCAACAUGUCUGACAGUUGGCACUGUUUGUGUUGAUUGUAGAUUGAGGGGUUCUGAUUACUUCUCCAAGCAUUGAUUAAGAAAAUGUCACAUGUAAACAAAUCACACAUGUAAUUGUUUUGAUUUUUAGAGGAUUUUUUUUUCUUUUUCUUAAAUGGCCCAAUAGUGAAACUAAUGCAGGAAGGGCACGUUAAUAACAAAUAAAUAAAAUAAAAAUAAAACCUUCAACUGAAAGAGUGAAUAUAAUGUGUGUUACUUGUGACUUUUUUUUUUUAAAGCUGAUCACUCCUCUGCUGCAUUCAGGCGAUGCGCUUGUAUUCAAAACUCUAACAUUAUCUCAAGCAUGUGACCUUUAUGUUGUGUUUAUAGGUCGUGAAAUGGCAAAGCAGUGGAAAAGUCACCGGAGGCUGUAAAUAAUCUAAACCUAACAUCUAGUAUUUGUUCUUGUUAGUAGCAUGGAUUUGCAGCUGGAAGCUGUGCAGAAAAUUGAUUCAUUAUCAUGAUUUUUCUCGGCUUUUUCCAGCACACAUUUCAUCUUUCAGUGGCUGUAAGAACAGCUGAGCCAGCCACAACGCUGCAGGGAUAAUUAAAGCUCAAAAUCUACUUUUUAUUUAUUUUUAUUUUUUUUGGACAAUUUGCUGUGAGUCUGACACAUACGGGUCUAUCAGGAUAGUGUGGACUCACUCUCUACACAUGUCCAAACUUAAGCGCCAAAUGUGACAGAAAGACAGUCUUUGAGUCCAGAGGUAAAAUACUAAGGCUAUAAAGAUAUAAAUAGGAGAAAAGUGAAUGUUUUUAUUUUGAAAAUAUGGGCCAGUAAUUUUUAUAUUCAGCCAGUAAACUAACACAUGGUGGUUGAAUGCUGCUCAGUUCAGCUCAUGUCGCUCACAGUAUGAACCACUUGGUUGAGGGUGGUGAUGUUUUCAGAUGUGGGAUAAUAUCCACAAGUGAAUCGGAGAAGAGCUGCAGAUCUUGAGAUUCACACAUUUUCCUUAGGAGCCAACUUGGGACAGCUGAAAAAGAUCUCAUUGCUUCUUGUGAUUUAGGUUUUGUUGUACAAAUGUUUUCUGUUGCUGUUUGAUUUCAUUGUUGGUUUUAUUUCCUAGUUUUGCGGGUAAUCUUAAUUCUCUAAAAAGGGCUUAAAUCAGAAUGUAACCCGGCAUAUCAUCUUCAUACUAAUUCUUUAAGAAUUGCUUUAGUAUCUCUUAUAUAAAUGAUGUAAUGGUUAAAAUUCAAAUAUUGUCCUGUGUUGUCUUUAUUUGACCUCUUUCUGGGAAAAAAUAAGAGGGUCAUCUUGUGAAAAUAGAUUUCAUGAUUAUUAAACGUGAUUUUUGCACUAACAAA